Messenger RNA from Osmerus eperlanus (European smelt), 772 nucleotides. RefSeq names its product thioredoxin (gene txnb). The transcript has 5 exons. Gene Ontology annotation, cellular component: cytosol. Bases 137 to 469 code for a protein of 110 amino acids. The record is from RefSeq and is a predicted model, not a curated record. Lineage: Eukaryota; Metazoa; Chordata; Actinopteri; Osmeriformes; Osmeridae. Gene Ontology annotation, molecular function: protein-disulfide reductase activity.
GGGGCAGGGCUUCCGAGCGGAAUGUUAUAAACCUGCCGACAAGCGUGUCCCUGUUGUACUGUAAUUUUGUGGAGCUCUCGCACCUUUAGGUAGCCUACUAGUUGCGGAAUAUAGGCCGUUAAACCCACUAUCAACCAUGAUUAUCGAAAUUGAAGAUCUGGAUACCUUCUUGGCCACCCUUAAACAGGCUGGUGACAAGCUUGUGGUGGUGGACUUCACGGCUACGUGGUGUGGCCCCUGCAAGAACAUUGCUCCUCGUUUCAAGGAACUAUCAGACAAACCUGACAACAAGAAUGUGGUUUUCCUAAAGGUGGAUGUGGAUGAGGCAGAGGAAGUGGCUAAGCACUGUGACAUCAAAUGCAUGCCCACAUUCCACUUCUACAGGAAUGCACAGAAGGUGGAUGAAUUUGCUGGUGCUAACUAUCCCAAGCUGGAGGAGAAGGUUUAUGCUCUGAAGGCACAGAGCUAAUACAGACCUGUCUACACGCACACACGCACACACAGGCUUUACAUUCUACUGUUACCAUGGUGACCCCACCACCACACUGGUAAACCAUUAUGUACAAUAAAUACAUUUCCUUUCGAAACUGCAAUAAUCCAUCAUUUGGUCGUUGUAGGUCAAAGCAUUCCAUUUAAUUAUUGACCACAAUUAAAUAAUUUCCAUCUCGAAAGGUUCCAUAUAAUCAUUUUUUAAAUAUUAUCGCAAAGUAUGCUGUUGAAUUUUGAUAUUUGUUUUUGAAUGGGUGGUUCAAAUAAAAGAUGACUAAGCUUU